This is a messenger RNA of Jaculus jaculus (lesser Egyptian jerboa), 412 nucleotides long. Its product is annotated as histone H3. Gene Ontology annotation, cellular component: nucleosome. Gene Ontology annotation, molecular function: structural constituent of chromatin; protein heterodimerization activity; DNA binding. Bases 1 to 411 code for a protein of 136 amino acids. The record is from RefSeq and is a predicted model, not a curated record. Lineage: Eukaryota; Metazoa; Chordata; Mammalia; Rodentia; Dipodidae. The transcript has a single exon.
AUGGCUCGCACGAAGCAGACGGCGCGUAAGUCCACGGGCGGCAAGGCCCCGCGCAAGCAGCUGGCCACCAAGGCGGCCCGCAAGAGCGCGCCGGCCACGGGCGGCGUGAAGAAGCCGCACCGCUACCGGCCCGGCACCGUGGCGCUGCGCGAGAUCCGCCGCUACCAGAAGUCCACCGAGCUGCUGAUCCGCAAGCUGCCGUUCCAGCGGCUGGUGCGCGAGAUCGCGCAGGACUUCAAGACGGACCUGCGCUUCCAGAGCUCGGCCGUGAUGGCGCUGCAGGAGGCGAGCGAGGCCUACCUGGUGGGGCUGUUCGAGGACACCAACCUGUGCGCCAUCCACGCCAAGAGGGUCACCAUCAUGCCCAAGGAUAUCCAGCUGGCGCGCCGCAUCCGCGGCGAGAGGGCCUGAA